Molecule: messenger RNA, 1450 nt
Organism: Labrus bergylta (ballan wrasse)
Lineage: Eukaryota; Metazoa; Chordata; Actinopteri; Labriformes; Labridae
Gene: dhrs1
Product: dehydrogenase/reductase (SDR family) member 1
Source: RefSeq, a predicted model, not a curated record
AUGGCCUUGUCUGGCUGGGUGUGGGUAACAGGUGCCUCCAGAGGUAUUGGCAGGGGAAUAGCUCUCCAGCUGUCGGAGGCAGGAGCAACCGUCUACAUCACAGGGCGACAGGAGAGCACGCUGAAAAAGACCGCUGAAGAGGUUAAGGAUAGGGGUGGAGACUGUGUGCCAGUUAUCUGUGAUUCCACAAAAGACAAAGACGUUGAAGAUCUGUUUGAGCGGAUCAAACAGGAACAGAAUGGCAGGCUGGAUAUCCUGGUUAACAAUGCCUACGCUGGAGUACAGGCCAUCUUUGAAAACAUGGGGAAAAAGUUCUGGGAAACAGAGCCGUCCGUUUGGGAUUCAGUCAACAACACGGGCCUCAGGGGCCACUAUAUCUUCUCAGUGUAUGCAUCCCGGCUGAUGGUGGCCCAAGGUCAAGGUCUGAUAGUCACCAUUUCCUCUUUUGGGGGGCUUUAUUAUCUCUUCAGUGUGCCGUAUGGUGUUGGCAAAGCAGCUUGUGACAGGCUCGCAGCAGACAUGGGUCAUGAGUUGAAAAGUCGAGGAGUAGCUUCUGUCAGCCUGUGGCCGGGAGCAGUACAGACUGAGUUGGUGACUCAGUUAGUACUGGAGAAAGAAUCCCCAGAGGGUGUCAACUCUAAGUUCAAAAGUGCCUUUGCCGAUGGAGAAACCACAGAAAUGAGUGGGAAGUGCAUUGUCAACUUGGCAAAAGACAAAAAUCUGAUGUCACUGACUGGGAAAGUACUUAUGACCUGUGACCUGGCAAGGCGCUAUGGGAUCCAAGAUAUUGAUGGGCGGGGUGUAGUGGAUUACACUUCCUUGAAGUUCCUGCUGUCCCAGGCCCCAUAUGUCUCCUGGUUAUCAGCUGUUGUGCCUUCAUUCAUACGCGUCCCACGCUUCAUGCUCUCAAUGGCAUAUAGCCGUUUCUAAACAUUUUGUGUUUCAGCGCUGCAGUGGCAGUAUCUGAGCUACAAGUACAUGGAUGACUAAAGGCUGACUUUAACAAUUAAGACUGCCAAAAUGAUUUUGAAGGAGUAUAGUAUGUGUCAUUUAACUUUGUAUAUUACAUUCUUGAGUACUAAUGAAGGCCAUUUGAUGAAGGUCAAGGUAAAAAAGCUUAACAUGAAGGACGCUCCACAACAUUUUCAGCAUUCAACAUGAACGCUGGUGUUCAUGUGGGAGAAGCCACACAAUGUGAAAAUGGGAACUCUAUAUUAUGACAUGCCAUAUAUUGUCUUGAGCAGUAUACAAAUAUAUCACAGCGAUCUAAAGCAUUCAGAAUAAACAUUUGAAUUUGUAUGUUUACAUAUUUUUGCACAUAUUUGUAAUUUUUCUAUUGAAUGAACAUGUACUCAUAACACUACCAUUUUAUUUGACAUUGAUUAGUAGUACAGUUGAAGUAGAUUUGUAGGAUUAAAUCAUUACAUUUCAAAUAAAGAAAUAUUAACUC